AUGAUUUUAUAUUUGUUAUGUGCAGGUACAGAAAAAGAGAAGGGGCAGCUAGGUAUCGGGAAAUCUUGUCUUUGCAACAGAUUUGUUAGAACUGAUGCUGAUGAUUACAAUGUUGAUCACAUCUCUGUCUUGAGUCAGUCUGACUUCAGCGGCAGGGUAGUGAAUAACGAUCACUUUCUGUACUGGGGUGGUGUACAAAAGGAUAAUGAUGAUCAGGAAUAUCGAUUUGAAGUGCUCGAGCAGACGGAGUUCGUUGAUGACGCAUGCUUUCAACCGUUUAAAGCGGUUGGUAAAACUGAGGCAUACGUAAAGCGAUGCGUAGCAACAAAACUGCAGUCCGCUGAGAAACUGAUGUAUGUAUGCAAGAAUCAGCUUGGUAUCGAGAAAGAAUACGAGCAGAAACUGAUGCCAGAUGGAAAGCUCUCCGUUGACGGGUUCCUUUGUGUGUACGACGUCAGUCUGGUGCCUGGCAGGACUUGGGAGAAGCAGAAUGAAAUAACGGCAGCGAUCCUCCAAAACAUCCUCAAAUUGAAGAAGCCAGUGGUCCUAGUGACAUCGAAAAACGAUGAGUCCUGCGAACAAGGGGUCAGAGAGGCGGAAAGACUAGUUCAGAGGAAGGAGUUCAAGGGUUCCAUUCCAAUCGUGGAAACAUCGAGUCAUGAUAAUGUUAACAUCGACCAGGCUUUUUUUCUAUUGGCACAAAUGAUUGACAAGUCAAAGGCCAGGAUUAAGGUUGCAAAUUACGCUGAAGCGUUACGGAUAAGAAGAGAACAACUCGACUUUGUGACUGAAGCCUUCACUCAACUUAUACGAAUACACGUCCAGGAUCAUAAAGAAAUAUGGUCGGCGGCAAGCAAAAGACUAUGCAUUUACCCGGAAUGGACCAAAUUUGUUCAGCAAUUUGGCAACGAUGGUACUCAAGUCGUGUUCCGAAGACAUAUACGUCGGUUGAAGGAGGAACGGUCAGCAAAGAAAUUACGCAAGCAGUUAGCGAAAUUGCCGCAAGUCCUGGCUCGGAUGCAGUUGCCGACUGACGAUUUGCAAGAAAAUGAAUGGGGCGUCGUAGUUCGCCAGAUCAGGACCCAUCGCGAUUUCACGGUGUACUUCAGUGAGGGGCUUCGCCAUUCUUCAGGUUCCGGCUCCGGCUCUGAAGAGAGUCCUUUACCAACUGACACUACGCUACGGGUUGGAGAAAGAGCUCGAUAUCAGACUUUGGGACAGUCGCAGAAGAUCCCGUAUGAGAUUUUAGAAACGAAUGAGGCAGCCUCUGUUUUCAAGGCUUACCUUCACGAAGCACAAGAGAAGCAUAGAAAUAUGGAAUGGUGCCACCAAUUCAAGCGACUUCUAGAAGAGACAGGUUAUGUUACACCUGGCAAGCAGUUAUCUGAAGUGAGGGUGCUUUUAAUGGGGAGAGAAUGCUAUGAGGCACUCUCAGAAGACCAACAGCAGCGCGUCUAUGAUGACCAUCAGAGAGAGAUACAAAGACGGGCGAAGCAUAACUUUCAGGAGUUACUUUUGGAACACGCGGACUUAUUCUAUCACUUCAAAAGAAUAUCUCCAACGGGGACCAUAACACAAGAAGACAUUAAAGAGAUCACAGAUGUACUGCAAGAUGACUUUAGAUAUAAAAUGCUCGAUCGUAUGGAACAGGAUCGCAAGUUGAUGUUAUUCCAGCAUUUGGGUUUCGUUCAUUGCCCGAUGAGGGAACAUUGCCCUGCUGGAGCGAACUGUCUCGAUGCGACAUUGCCGGUUAUAUUGAAUACUAGAGUGGGUUCGCUGACGUCAACGGGCGAGUCUCAAUGUCAGGCGGGACCACCAGCUGCCCCGUGGGCACUCACGACUGAUACCAACCAAAUUAAUGUCAUCAUAUUAGGGGUCGAAGAUAUAGCGUGUGAAUUCGGUAAGCGGCUAAUAGCGGGUUGUGAUGGCGAUAAACGAGUGAAUGUUGCUUCUCAAUUAUGGAGAGUCGAACAAAAACUUGCCUGUCGAGAGAUUACUGAGACUCCUAGAGAUUUUGCCCCUAAUGGUUACUUCUGUGUAUACCAAGACCAAGUAUCGUUUGAAUACAUCAGAAAUUGCGCUGAGAAGACACUCCUGUCCAGUCUAGAGCAAGAAGAUAAAUUGCCUUUUCAGGGUCUUCCAUUAGUAGUGAUAUUUGUUCAAGACGAUGGUAUGGAUAAAAAGGAGUUGGCUCGGUUACAGGAAGAAGGACAAAAUCUUGCUGAUAAUCUACACUGUUCCUAUAUGGAAGCAUCAGUCAACGAAUUGGGAACUGAGGCGUUAACGGCUGACGCAGUGCAAGAGUUGAUUAGGGCUAAUCGCGAAAAAGCUAGUUAUGCUCAUUUGUAUAGAGACCUUAUUGUGUGCUAUGACGCUGAUAUACGGAUAAUGGUUUGCAUGUUUUGUGAUGACCCGUAUUCGCCGGAUCGCGUAUUAAGUCCGCUACUUUUACAUCGCGCGUGCUUUCUUACGGGAGACAGAUCGAUUGUCAUUGAAACAUUUCUCGGAGACUCGAAGCGUAAAGUCGAGGUUAUUAUAUCAAGUUUCCACGGCGCUAGUCAAUUUAGAGAAGAACUCAUACAUGGUUUUAUAUUAAUUUACUCUGCGAAACGAAAAGCGAGCUUGGCAACUUUGAACGCAUUCUCAAUGAACAUUCCUAAUCUGCCAAUACAAAUGGUGGCUGUAACGGAUGGAGGGGGUUCGGCAGCGAAUACCUUCUUUGGUACGGAUUUAGGACACGCCCUUAUUACGGACGGAAAUGCAACUGCAGAUCGUCUUGCGGCCCACUUCACUACGUACACGUAUAGCAAUACUGCUGAAACUAAAGCCGCCUUCUACACGCCGUUCUUUAAAGAAGUAUGGGAGCGUAAAGGCGAGAUCGAGCGUGCCUUUCGUAUGGAGCGACCGGCUGGUCCACACGCACACAAUUUACCCGAUGUGGCAGCGGCGAGACCGCCCAGAGAUCACGGUUAUCAUCUUGACCAUCCAAUGGAGCACAAAUUGACGAACUCGUUGGACCUGCUCAUUGGACCAGACUCACGCGCCGAUAUGGAUUCGGAGUACAGUGACACUAUGAAUAAUUCCAAGAACAGAAGUUUCCUCAAAGGUUUCAGCGUAUAUCCUCCUCCAAGUACUCCUCCGGAACCAGCUCCUCCAGACCAUAGAAUGCAUGGCGAUCUAUCACCGGAUCUCAACUGUUCGGAGGAUUCUCUCAGCACCCACGAGUCAGAUGGAGGAGGGUUAUGGCAGCCGGCUGGUUACGGGCCGCGUGCAUUUACUACGGGACGGGCGCGACCACACCCACCGCCGCAUAGACCCAGACAUUCACAAACUUUAAAGCAACCGGGUAAAUUAGAUAUGAACAACUACACAAUGGUUAGUGACGCGUUGCAGCACAUUACUAUCGGCCCUGCACCGGUUAGAGAGAGUAGAAAAUCUCAGAGAUCAGGAUGGUCUCACGGUCAACAAUCAGCGCAUCACCAUCACCCAUCAGGUGUCAGCUCCGAGACUGAACUUGAUGCUCAAUAUGCACAGAUUAAAGAAACCAAUGAAUAUAUGGAAGCUCCAUCUAUGACCCGGUUAAGGAGGCACAGAAGACACGAAAAGGUUCCUAUGCAUCAACCAUCAUUUUCAGAAACAGACAGUUCGGGAUCAAGCGAGGCAUCGGGUGGGGCUGCUCGCGUACACGCACGUAGACGUCACAACGCACACCAUGCACCUCGCCACUAUAAGAAACGGUCUCUAGGCAAUUUAGUAGCGGUUCAAAGUCCUCGAGUACCAAAGUUAGGUAUGUUCGUGGGACCGCCAGAACUUCCCACUGGCUAUCGUGCGAGAACGCAAGAGGAUAAAGCGAGUGAGUCGAGUGAGGGUAGUUCUGACGGUGAGUCUCGAAGGCCUCGACCUUUGCCUCCACCCCCGCACCACGAGCCAACGCAUAAGAUAUUAGCUGGUGAAUAUCCGUCGUCUGCGCAAGACAACUCGUCGUCAAGUGCGGCGGACUCACGAAGGAGGCCAACAGCCUUCAACAAACAUGAUAGGAGACAUAAGGAGCUAUCAAAGAAGGAUAAAAAGAACGCAGCGCAAGCAGCCAGUACGGUGUCCGCACAAAAUUGGGGUCCACAAGGUCCACACGGCGUACCUCUCUUUGUAGAGAAAUGCGUGCAGUUCAUAGAGAGAGAAGGUCUCGCGUCUGAAGGAUUAUAUCGAGUUCCUGGAAAUCGCGCACACGUAGAUAUGCUGUUCAAUAAAUUCCGAGAAGAUCCGAACAUAGAUUUAGAUGCUCUAGACAUUCCGGUGAAUGCGGUUGCUACGGCUCUCAAAGAUUUCUUCUCUAAGAAACUGCCGCCUCUUUUAGACGAAGCUAGUAUGGCGCAGUUAGAAGAUAUUGCGGCAAUGCGAGGUUGUAUCGCGGGUGGGGUAGAACUAAAGGACCGCAGUUGGCGUUUGUUGGCUUUGCGGGCGCUACUCAACUCGGCCCUUACUGCGCCAGCCAGGGCCACUUUGGAUUAUCUGCUAAAUCACUUUGCCAGAGUGGCAGAUAACUCGAAGCUGAACUCAAUGGAUAGCAAGAACUUGGCGAUAUGCUGGUGGCCGACCCUCCUUCCAGUUCAGUUCAGUGACAUGGGCCGGUUCGAGAUGACCCGGCCUUACCUUGAAGACAUUGUCCAGACUAUGAUUGAUCAGCACCCCUUCCUCUUCAGGGGGCAAGAGGCCUUCGUUAUGGUCUGA
This is a messenger RNA of Pieris macdunnoughi, 4728 nucleotides long. The record is from the annotation of a GenBank genome assembly. NCBI's taxonomy places the organism in Eukaryota, Metazoa, Arthropoda, Insecta, Lepidoptera, Pieridae.